Molecule: messenger RNA, 2083 nt
Organism: Helianthus annuus (common sunflower)
Lineage: Eukaryota; Viridiplantae; Streptophyta; Magnoliopsida; Asterales; Asteraceae
Product: probable protein phosphatase 2C 60
Exons: 6
Coding region: 511-1683 (390 amino acids)
Biological process (GO): protein dephosphorylation
Molecular function (GO): cation binding; protein serine/threonine phosphatase activity
Source: RefSeq, a predicted model, not a curated record
CUUCGUUGAUAAACUCCUUCGACUAUCUCUCUCUCUCUCUCUCUCUCUCUCUACCCUUCCUUCCCUUGAUUGAUAAGAGCUCUCUCUCUCUCUCUCUCUCUCUCUCACAAUCGAUCUUCUUCACCCGCUUCAACUUCUUCUAAACUCCCAUAAUAAGCUUCAAAUUCCUCCUCCUCAUCAUCAUCAUCAAAUUACUCUCACUCUUCAUUCUUCAAUUGUGAAUCUUCAAUACCUCUAUUUGUGUAUAUUCAUCCGUAGAUCCGAUUCGUUCGCCUUCAGAUCUUCUUCAGGUUUCUUCUCUGAAGAAUUGGAUUUGCUAUUUAAAAGGGGGUUGUUUGCUAUUCAAAAGAGGUUGCGGCGCAGCUUGUUGCCCUUUACAUGCCAUUCUUGUGUAAUUUUCCUGACGUUAAAUGAAAGAGGAUUUUGGUUUGAUUUGACGAGAAUAAUAAGUUAGUCUAUGAUCUUAAUCAGAUGCGAAUACUUAGAAAAGAGGUCUUGAUGAGAUGAGGUAUGAUAUCUGGGUUCAUGAACUUUUUGUGGGCUUGUUUCCGGCCACGUUCCGACAGACAUGUUCACAACGGUUCUGAUUCGGGUGGUCGUCAAGAUGGUCUCUUAUGGUACAAGGAUACAGGACAUCAUUAUAAUGGAGAUUUCUCCAUGGCUGUAGUUCAAGCUAAUAAUUUAUUAGAGGAUCAGAGCCAGCUUGAAUCGGGGUGUUUAAGCUUGCAAGAAUCGGGACCUUAUGGCACCUUUGUAGGAGUGUAUGAUGGGCAUGGAGGUCCUGAGACGUCACGCUUUAUUAAUAGUAACUUAUUUCAACAUCUCAAGAGGUUCACUUCAGAGAAUCAAUCAAUGUCAAUGGAGGUAAUUAAAAAGGCUUUUCAAGCAACAGAAGAGGGUUUCCUCUCUAUUGUAUCGAAACAGUGGCCAAUGAAACCACAAAUAGCAGCUGUUGGAUCAUGCUGUCUUGUUGGAGUUGUGUGUGGCGGGACCCUUUACAUUGCUAAUCUUGGAGAUUCUCGAGCUGUUUUGGGAAGGCAUGUGAAGGCGACUGGGGAAGUUCUUGCAAUUCAGCUCUCAGAGGAACACAAUGCAUGUAUAGAGUCUGUGAGACAGGAGUUGCACUCCGCGCACCCAGAUGACUCGCAGAUUGUAGUCUUGAAGCAUAACGUGUGGCGGGUAAAAGGUCUUAUACAGAUUUCAAAAUCCAUUGGUGAUGUAUACUUAAAAAAGGCGGAAUUCAAUAAGGCACCUUUGUAUGCUAAGUUCCGCCUGCGUGAACCGUUUCAAAGACCGAUAUUGAGCUCAGAUCCAUCUGUUUCGACGCACCAGCUGCAGCCACAUGAUCAGUUUAUCAUAUUUGCUUCAGAUGGCCUCUGGGAGCACCUAACCAAUCAAGAAGCUGUUGAUAUUGUUCAGAAUCACCCACGCAACGGAAUUGCUAAGAGACUAGUAAAAGUUGCAUUGCGCAAAGCAGCAAAGAAGAGGGAAAUGAGAUACUCUGACUUGAAAAAGAUCGAUCGUGGGGUCCGCCGUCAUUUCCAUGAUGACAUCACAGUGGUCGUUCUCUUUCUCGACUCGAACCUCACGAGCAGGGCUAGCUCUGUUAGAGCACCUAAAGUAUCUGUGAAAGGAGCAGGAGUAAACCUGCCUUCAAACACACUUGCUCCCGGCCCCACCUGAUGGUCUCCUUAUCUCUACUAUACAUAUACAGAUACCGUCUCUAUAUAUUUCUCUCUAAUUUUAAAAUUCUUGUACUAUUUCCAGUGUGAAUAUCUCCCCAAAAAGAAAAACAAGCAAGGCCAAGGUAGCCUCUUGUGAAUGGUCAAAGCGGCAAACUGGUGCUCCGUGGUUCCUUGGCUCUGAGCCAAGCCUAGGUAGUUUCUUGUCAAAGGUCAGAACCUGGCAACCCCGGCGCACCAUGGUUAGCCAUGCUUUAAUUGCUUUGAGCAAAAGGCAAAAAUUCUUUAGUCGGGAGUACUAAUACCAGAACUUCACAGAAGUGUUGUUUAUUUCUUUUUUUGGCGGUAUUCUCAACUUAAAUGCCCGUUUUUACCCAAUUUGUGUCGGUGUUGACUUUUAA